CUUCAACUUUGACCACAUUGGUGCUUCAUUACAUCAAGUUUAACACUAAACUAAACGACUGACAUCAUGGGACGACUGGCGGAAAUGCAGAGGAAGCUCCUCGAGCAAAUGAUGGGCCCUGAGGCAAUGGGAGUAGCCAAUGCCAACCUCGUCUGGUCUGACGACAAAGUUUGCCGAAACUUUCUGUGCGGCACAUGUCCGCAUGCACUUUUCACAAACACUAAAAUGGAUCUUGGUGCAUGCCCAAAAUCACACACGGAGCGAUUGAAGACAGAGUUUCUGGCAGCGAAAGAGGCAACCCCAAGUGACCCUAUAUUUGCUCGUUUCCAAAUGGAGUAUGAGUCGAACAUAUUUGCCUUUGUGGACGAGUGCGACAGAAGGAUUCGGGCUGCGCACCGAAGGCUGGAGAAGACACCAGAGGAGAACGCGAAGACGACUAAUUUGAUGCGGGAAAUUGCUGAAAUUGAGCUGGCUAUUCAGGGUGGGACUGAGAAGAUCGAGACCCUUGGUGAACAAGGGAAGGUAGAUGAAUCAAUGAGGGAGAUGGCCGCCAUUGAAGCUUUGAAGAGCGAGAAGUCAGAAAAGGAGCGCGAGCUUCAACAACUCACAGAUACGUCCGGAGCUUCCGGACAUCAGAAACUUCGGGUCUGUGACGUUUGCGGUGCAUAUCUUUCCGUACUCGACUCCGACCGGCGCCUCGCGGAUCAUUUUGGAGGGAAGAUGCACCUUGGCUAUCACGAGCUGCGAAACAUGCUAGGCAAGUUUCGAGAAGACCGUGAAAAGCGGAAAACGGCACCUGCGUCUUCUGUUCCUGCCUCUGGCACAGCCGGGGGUGCAGGCAAACCAGGUGGGGACCGAGGGGGCGAUCAUCGGUCAUCACGUGAUGAUCGUGAACGUGACCGAGGGUAUGAUAGACAUGCAUCUCGAUAUGAUGAUCGUCGGAGAGAUCGUGAUCGGUCUCGAUCGCCAGGCCGCAGACGAUACUGAUUCAGCACGGGUGUUGAUUACGCUUGGAAAGGGUUUGGAAUGCACUGUUUCUGAAGGGGGAUAGGAACCAAACAUGAGUUGCAUCGUGGAUCCGGUGAGGCGCCGAACUUUGAAGACGGUUGCGGUAUGCUUCGAAGGGUCGAGACUUUAGGACUUUCCGCAGCAGGUAGUUGAAUGCUAUAUAGAAACGUGAACGUGGAUUUGUCCGCCCGCGACUAAGCCUACUUAGACGGUAAGAGUCGGAAGACCCAAGGAAUUGGCUCAAUAGUAGUUGUAAAUUGAUUUCGGACUAUUCCAAAAGUAGAUAAACCGAAUAUUAGGUAUAACGAUUUAUUUUGAUUAUAAUUAUGUUUUUGUGCCUGUGA
This is a messenger RNA of Suillus paluster, 1352 nucleotides long. RefSeq lists its product as uncharacterized. Gene Ontology annotation, biological process: mRNA splice site recognition. The record is from RefSeq and is a predicted model, not a curated record. NCBI's taxonomy places the organism in Eukaryota, Fungi, Basidiomycota, Agaricomycetes, Boletales, Suillaceae. Bases 67 to 987 code for a protein of 306 amino acids. Gene Ontology annotation, molecular function: mRNA binding. The transcript has 7 exons. Gene Ontology annotation, cellular component: U1 snRNP; U2-type prespliceosome.